Molecule: messenger RNA, 1293 nt
Organism: Ilex paraguariensis (yerba mate)
Lineage: Eukaryota; Viridiplantae; Streptophyta; Magnoliopsida; Aquifoliales; Aquifoliaceae
Source: the annotation of a GenBank genome assembly
CAAUCUCUGCUUUCUCACACUCUCUCUCUCAACCUUUUCAUUUUCUCUCUCUGAAUCCAAAAGGGGAUCUCAUGGCAACCUCAGUGGAAUCAUCGUCUCCUGAUACUUUCAUUAAGGGAUCUACAUGCUUGAUGGUUUCAUCUCCAAUGUUCAGUCCAUCAUCAGAUAAGCGCUUCUGGAGCACUCUCCGUAGCCGUAUCGACACGCUUCUCGAGAGUCGGAAACCUAUUGAUCUAUCUUUGUCCACCCAAAUUAAUGGUGGUGGAGGAGCGGACCGCGCAAAGCGUCUGAAGGAGGACUCUUUGCUUCUUCUCAGAGGGUUUGACUCUGUUGGCUAUUCCUUGUCUCAGCUGUCUCACAAUCUGGAGAAUGCCCUUCAGGGAACAAGAGAUCUUACUAGGCCACCCACAUUCACUGAUAUGGUUCACAACAUUUCGGAGAAGGCCAAUGGUGAAGAACAAUCAAAUAGAGAAGAAGAAAAGAAUGAAGAUAACAAUAGACGAUUGAAAAGGAAAUUUGACUCUAAAGAAUGGUCUCAGGGGGAGGAUGAUUCACCAAAAGAGAAUGGGAAGAGCCAGAAUGCUUUGGGAAACCUGAAGAAAGCCAAGAAUCUUGCAAUUUCCAUGGCGACCAGAGCGGCUUCACUUGCAAGAGAAUUGAAAUCAAUAAAAUCAGAUUUAGGUUUUAUGCAAGAGCGGUGUGCUCUUAUUGAGGAGGAGAAUAGGAGGCUUCGUGAAGGUUUUUCCAGAGGAAUGAGGCCUGACGAAGAUGAUCUGGUAAGGCUUCAAUUGGAGGCACUCCUAGCUGAGAAGUCCAGAUUAGCAAAUGAGAAUGCAAACUUAACUAGGGAAAACCAAUGCCUUCACAAUCUUGUGGAGUACCACCAGCUCAACUCUCAAGAUCUCUCUGCAUCCUAUGAGGAUUUAAUAAGGGGAAUCUGCCUGGACUUUUCAUCUCCACCGCCAUCCAUACCUGAAGAGGAUGAAGAUACUUGUACUGAUGAAGCUACAAAAACACCCAGAACUGAUGUGUUUGGAUUCUCCACUUCUUUGGAUCAAUGCUAUGGUGAGGAAGAACAGAUGAUUAAAAAUUGUUGAAGGGAUGACCAUGGGAGUGGCUUAUUGUUUGAUAACUUCAUUGGAAUGGGGCUGAAUAUCAACUCCCAUGUGUAAAUUUUGAUCUCUGCUUCUUAGUGGAGAAUUUUGAAGAAAUUGUUUGCAACAAUGAUGUAGGAUUGGAAUGUCAUAAAACUCACAAUAAAGAGAGAAGGAUUGAAUUAAUUUUAAGAACUGC